Messenger RNA from Heterocephalus glaber (naked mole-rat), 5797 nucleotides. It is a transcript of the gene Map3k6, whose product is annotated as mitogen-activated protein kinase kinase kinase 6. Lineage: Eukaryota; Metazoa; Chordata; Mammalia; Rodentia; Bathyergidae. Gene Ontology annotation, molecular function: MAP kinase kinase kinase activity; ATP binding. Gene Ontology annotation, biological process: cellular response to stress; MAPK cascade; protein phosphorylation. The record is from RefSeq and is a predicted model, not a curated record.
GGAGGGGCGAGGCCGAGUCCCCAGCCGCAGGGGAGCGGCGCUGCCUCAGGGCCGAGGGUGGAGCUUUCCCGGUCGGGAAAGGGCUGGGCUGGCCUACAAGUGAGGGCAAGACUAAGUGUCGGCCGGCGAGCGGUUCCCAGAGAAGUCUGGGUGGAGACACUGCCAACCCAAUUCCGGGGAUCUCUCUCACUGACUCUGAGCCGAGGAUCGUCUGGUACCCGAUUCCCGGAACCCAGUCCCAGAUUUGAGAUCCUCAAGGACCUUGAAAGUCUGAGCUGAUUUCACCCUGGACUCCAGAUUUCCGAAACAGGGCAUCCGGCAAACCUCCGGACACCCAGAUCCCGUAGGAGAUUCUCGGAGCCCGACUGGAUUCCGGCUCCGAGCUCCCUGGAUUCACCGCGCCAGGCUCCCGCCCCGCCCUAGGUUCCUGGCUCCUGAGCGCCCCCGCAUGGCGGGGCUGUGCCCCGGGUCCGGGACCUUGGAGCGCGCCGGCAGCUGCUGGCAGGACCCGCUGGCUGAGGCGCUGAGCCGGGGACGGCCGAUCGCUGGGCCCCCGGGCCGGGGCUGCGCGCGGAGCCGGCCUCUCAGCGUGGUCUAUGUGCUGACCCGGGAGCCCCGGCCCGACUUGGAGCCUGGGGCCGGAACCGAGGCGGAACCAUUGCCCCUGCGCUGCCUGCGCGAGGCCUGUGCGCAGCUCUCCGGGCCGCGGCCGCCGCCACAGCUGCGCAGCCUGCCCUUUGGGACCCUGACGCUGGGUGACACCACCGCGCUGGAUUCCUUCUACAACGCGGAUGUGGUGGUGCUGGAGGUGAGCGGCUCCCUGGCACAGCCCUCCCUGUUCUACCACCUCGCCGUGCGUGAGAGCUUCAGCAUGACCAACAACGUGCUCCUCUGCUCCCAGGCCGACCUUCCAGACCUGCAGGCCCUGCGUGAGGAUAUUUUCCAGAAGAACUCGGAUUGUGCUGGCAGCUACACACUGAUCCCCUAUGUGGUGACGGCCACUGGUCGGGUGCUGUGUGGUGAUGUAGGCCUCCUGAGGGGCCUGGCUGAUGGGCUGGUACAGGCGGGGGUGGGCACCGAGGCCCUGCUCUCUCCCCUGGUGGGCCGGCUUGCCUGCCUGCUGGAGGCCACGCCCACGGACUCUUGUGGCUAUUUCCGGGAGACCAUUCGGCAGGCCAUCCGGCAGGCUCGGGAGAGGUUCAGUGGGCAGCGGCUUCGUCAGGAGCUGGCUCGCCUGCAGCGGAGACUGGACAGCGUGGAGCUGCUGAGCCCUGACAUCAUCAUGAACCUGCUGCUGUCCUACCGUGAUGUGCAGGACUACUCAGCCAUCAUUGAGCUGGUGGAGACACUGCAGGCCUUGCCCACCUGUGACGUGGCCGAGCAGCACAAUGUCUGCUUCCACUACACAUUUGCUCUCAACCGGAGGAACAGGCCUGGGGACCGGGAGAAAGCACUGGCUGUGCUGCUGCCACUGGUACAGCUUGAGGGCUCCGUGGCACCUGACCUAUACUGCAUGUGUGGCCGUAUCUACAAGGACAUGUUCUUUAGCUCUGGCUUCCAAGAUAGAGGGCACCUGGAGCAGGCUUAUCACUGGUACCGCAAGGCCUUCGACGUGGAGCCCAGCCUGCACUCUGGGAUCAAUGCAGCUGUGCUCCUCAUGGCAGCUGGGCAGCAAUUUGAGGACUCUGAGGAACUCCAGCUCAUAGGCAUGAAGCUGGGCUGCCUGCUGGCCCGAAAAGGCUGUGUGGAGAAGCUGCAGUAUUAUUGGGAUGUAGGUUUCUACCUGGGAGCCCAGAUCCUUGCCAAUGACCCUAUCCAGGUGGUGCUGGCUGCAGAGCAGCUGUACAAGCUCAAUGCCCCCAUAUGGUACCUGGUGUCAGUGAUGGAAACCUUCCUACUCUACCAGCACUUCAGGCCCACGCCAGAGCCCUCCGGAGGACCCCACCUUCGAGCUCACUUCUGGCUGCACUUCUUGUUGCAGUCCUGCAAGCCGCUUAAGACAGCAGCCUGUCCCCAGGAGAACCAGUGCUUGGUGCUGAUCCUGGAGAUGAACAAAGUGAUGCUGCCUGCGAGGCUUGAGGUUCAGGGUGCAAACCCAGUGAGAACCGUGACCUUAAACCUGCAGGAGCCGGAGACCCAGGAGGGGCCCUCCAGCUGGACCUUCCCCGUGCCCUCCAUCUGCGGAGUCAGCGCCUCCAAGCGCGACGAGCGCUGCUGCUUCCUCUAUGCGCUUCCUCCGGCCCAGGACGUGCAGCUGUGCUUCCCCAGCGUCGGGCACUGCCAGUGGUUCUGUGGCCUCAUCCAGGCCUCGGUGAAGAAUCCAGAGUCCACGGCGCCCGCGGAGGAGGCAGGGGGCGUAGGGGAGGUGCUGGAGUUUGAUUACGAAUACACUGAGAAUGGCGAGCGGCUGGUGCUGGGCAAGGGCACAUAUGGGGUGGUGUACGCAGCCCGCGAUCGGCACACGAGGGUGCGCAUCGCCAUCAAGGAGAUCCCGGAGCGGGACAGCAGAUUCUCUCAGCCCCUGCACGAAGAGAUUGCCCUUCACAAACGCUUGCACCACAAGAAUAUCGUGCGCUAUCUGGGCUCAGCUAGCCAGGGCGGCUACCUCAAGAUCUUCAUGGAGGAGGUGCCUGGAGGCAGCCUGUCUUCCUUGCUGCGGUCAGUGUGGGGACCCCUGAAGGACAACGAGAGUACUAUCACUUUCUACACCCGCCAGAUCCUGCAGGGACUCAGCUACCUACACGACAACUGCAUUGUGCACCGGGACAUCAAGGGGGACAAUGUACUGAUCAACACCUUCAGUGGGCUACUCAAGAUUUCUGACUUUGGCACCUCCAAGCGGCUAGCAGGCAUCACACCCUGCACUGAGACGUUUACAGGGACCCUGCAGUAUAUGGCCCCAGAAAUCAUUGACCAGGGCCCACGAGGGUAUGGGAAGGCAGCUGACAUCUGGUCAUUGGGCUGCACUGUAAUUGAGAUGGCCACAGGUCGCCCACCCUUCCAUGAGCUAGGGAGCCCACAGGCUGCCAUGUUUCAGGUGGGGAUGUAUAAGGUGCAUCCACCAAUGCCCAACUCUCUGUCUGCUGAGGCCCAAGCCUUCCUCCUCCGAACUUUUGAGCCAGACCCCCGCCUCCGAGCCAAUGCCCAAGCAUUGCUGGAGGACCCCUUCCUGCAGCCUGGAAAGAGAAGCCGCAGCCCCAGCUCUCCUCGUCAGGCUCCUCAGUCCUCAGAUGCCCCUUCGGCUGGUCCCACUCACUCAGCUGACAUGACCACCCAGUCCCAGACAUUCCCUAGGCCUCAGGCACCCUCUCAGCAGCCACCCAGCCCUCCGAAGCGCUGCCUCAGUUAUGGGGACACCAGCCUGCUCCGGGUGCCCGAGGAGGGCGGAGUCGAGGAGCCAGCGUCCCUGGAGGAGAGUUCAGGGCUAAGCCUGCUGCACCAGGAGAGCAAGCGUCGGGCCAUGCUCGCGGAGGUGCUGCAGCAGGAGCUGCCCACGCUGGCGGAAAAUCUGCUCCUGGAGCGGGAGCAGGGUACCCGGCUAAACAGGACUCAUGUGGAACAGCUGCUGCGCUGCCUCGGUGCGCACAUCCACACCCCCAAUCGCCGGCAGCUGGCCCAGGAACUGCGGGUGCUGCAAGCACAGCUGCAGGCCCAGGGCCUUGGGCCUACACUUCUGAGUGGACCACUCUUCGCCUUCCCAGAUGCGGUGAAGCAGAUCCUCCGCCGGCGCCAGAUCCGCCCACACUGGAUGUUCGUGUUGGACUCGCUGCUCAGCCGCGCCGUCCGGGCAGCCCUGGCUGUGCUAGAUCCGGAGGUAGAGAAGAAGAUGGUCUCACCAAGGUCAGAGGAGCUGAGCAAAGACUGGGAGUCCCAGCAGAAGCAGCAGGAGACCUCGCUCCUGACAGAACCCGAGCAGAGCCCCCCCCUUACAGUGCAGCUGGGCCUCUUGCGGGCUGAGACUGACCGGCUUAGGGAUGUCCUGGAGGAGAAGGAACGGGAGUGCCAGGCCUUGGUGCACCGGGCACUACAGCGGGUGAAUGAGGAGGUCCAGACUUAUGCCCUGGCCUCAGAGCCUCUGGCAUGUCUUCCAAAGGACCAGAGCCUAGUGCAGUGGCUACAGGACCUAAGUGUGGAUUCAGGGACCAUCCAAACGCUGCUGAACCACAGCUUCACCCUCCAAUCCCUGCUCACCUGUGCCACUCGAGAUGACCUCCUCUACACCCGAAUCAGGACCACCAGUGUCCCCUGGGGACAGAGGUGGCACUGGGCAGACAGUGGGUCCCAGAGAGCUGAGGCUUUCUUCUGGCUGAGCCACACUGAGCCCAUUGCCCCCAGGGGAGGGAUGGUGUGCCGCAUCUGGAGAGCCAUCUUGGCAAAGCGAGCAGGAUCCAUAUCAGGAACCCCUGGACCCCGAGAGGCUGAAUGAGGGCACCAGAGCCAGGACAGGCACAGAUGGAUGGAUAAAUAGAGAAGAUAUGAAGCAGCUUCUGACACACCUGUCCCAGGACCCACAGGCAACUGCAGGAGGCUGGGGUCAGAGUAGGGCCCAGGCCCAGCCCCAGUGUGGAGAACCACCUACAGAGGCACCCAAGAGCACCAAACAUGACCAAAGACUAUUGAACAGUACCCUUGUCUCAGCCCUUUUGGAGGGGGGUGUGUGGUGUCCUGGGAGUGGCCCGGCCCCUUGAGGUCUUUGUUUCUAUGCCUGAGCUUCCUUAAUCUGGUCCCUUUCCCUUCCCACCAUUUUCCUCCUUGAAUUUUACCUCCCUGUGCAACAUUUCCAGCAGACAGCAGCCCCUUGCUGAUCUCAGAAGAAACUUUAUUGACUUUAGCCGAGGGCAGGCCCAGGGAUGGGGGCCCUGAGAGAGGGGCUGCAUAUAGGGCUAAGCCCUGGGGACCAGGUUGGUUCUGAGGGGUAGAAGGCCAUCCACCCACUCACAUGGCCGCUCCAGAAGUGUCUGCCAGAGCCGUUUCUCCUCAGGUGUGGAGUCCAUCCAGGGCACCUGGAGCCCGUAGCUGCUGCCUGGAUGUGGGUGGGCACAGGCGGAGGGCAUGGUCACACUGGACACAUUAGGUCCCAAGAGGCACCUGCCUGCUCCCAGAUUAUGCAUUGUGCCCAGUCACCCCCAGAUUGAUGGCAAGAGCUCAGAAAAGGGCAGAGAGGUACCCAAGGCCACACACUGAGCCCCUGCCUCCAGCUUGACCCCCUUCAGGGCCCCGCUCUGCUUACCAGUACCCAGGCUGAGGCGUGUGCCCCCCAGCUGGCGGCUGGCCAGGGCCUCAUGGUCCCAGAGAGAGAGCUCGGCACAGGCCUGGCGUAGAUCAGCAGGCCCAAAGCCAUCGUAAACCAUGGUGUGGUUGAACACCGGGCUGAAGCUGUGUCGAACCACCCUUGUGCGCUGGCGGCCAGCUCUGCUGUCAUCAGGCAGCACUGAGCUGUGGGAAAGGUGAGGUGGCAUCAGGUGACUUCCCCCCAGCCCCGAGAGCCAGUGGCCUAUCCUUUCUCCCUCACUUACGUCCAUGUUCCCUGGCUCAGGCCUUAGACCUGGCCUCUAGCCUCACUGCCCUGGGACUUUCACACGGUCUCCUCUGAGUCUCCUGCCUUUAAGUUUACAACUCCCAUUCCUAGGAUAGAGCCUAGAGCGAUGUUUCUGAAAUGUAAUUUUCUGCUACUCCCUGGUUCAGUGACCUUCAUGGAUUCCCUGUUGCCUCUAUACCCCAAUUAGUUUCCAAAGGUUUCAAAGUCUUUCUGCAAAAUAAAAUAUUGCUCAGAAGUACAAUAACUGAAAAAAAAAAA